Messenger RNA from Planococcus citri (citrus mealybug), 2550 nucleotides. RefSeq lists its product as uncharacterized. The transcript is spliced from 3 exons. The record is from RefSeq and is a predicted model, not a curated record. NCBI's taxonomy places the organism in Eukaryota, Metazoa, Arthropoda, Insecta, Hemiptera, Pseudococcidae. The coding region runs from base 42 to 2153 and encodes 703 amino acids.
UUUCCAUUUAUUCUAUUACUUCUAUUAAUUCUAUUAUCGAUAUGAAUAUUCAUAAAUUUAUCACAUGGAAUGGCAAUCAAUACUCAUUCAAGAAGCCAGAAACUUCAUCUUUCUUAAGACAGCGCGAAUUUGAUCGAGCCAGAUUUAAAGAAGGGCUAUGGGAAAAUACUUUUGAUUCGCUGUGUAAUACUUUCUAUAUGGAUGAUAUACGUGUAUACGAACCUAACUUUUCUCGAUUAGAUUUUCCAACGGAUUUUAUCAAAUCUAUAAGCAUCGAAGAUUCCAGCGAUAACUCAUCUGACACUGAUUCUUUUCUGUCCUCUAGGCCAAUGGAAAGGUAUCGUGUUCCAGUAUGCCAGUACUGCGGGGAGGAGUUCGUGGCAGGACAAGAAACUGUACGAAAUGAAACCUGUCCACAUACUUAUCAUCGCGAGUGCGUUAAAAGCUUAACUGAGCAGCGUACGCCCGCCGGUAAUUACCGCUAUCUCCCCGCAAAAUGUCAACAUCGAAGUUGCGGCGCGGUUUUGAUUCGACAACACUAUCACAGUGUUAUUUUCCGCUACGAGACGCCUGACAAUAUUUGCACCAACUCUGGACACCGGCAAAGAAUCGCAAAUCUCAGCGACACGAUUGAUUUUCAGCGUGAGCGCAUCAAUGCAUUAAAUGAUUCGCUUCGUGAUGCGGUAGCGCAGAAUGAAAUUAUGACCGGAAGAAUCGCAGAUUUAGAACGCGAAAUUACUCGACUUAGGCGACCAGCGCAGGAUUACCAAGAUUUCGAAGAUGAUCUCAACCAUCGAGAUAAUGAUGACGACGACGACAUCGGUGAUGCACAGCAGCAAAUGGUAAAUCACGAUAAUCGAGCUGCUGGAAAUGAAAAUCAGGAUGAUCAAGCUCCAGAGAAUUACGCAAAUAACGAUAACGCAACCACCGAUUGCCAAGACGUCGAUGAGCGCAACGACCUUAAUGAACCAAUCGAUCGAGCAUUUGCGGAAGGAUUUGUUCAACCGAACGAAGAACGUGAGAUGCAACGCCGUAUGGACCAAGAGCGAGAUGCUCAAGAUGGUGUAAUUCCAGAGUCGGUUCCAACUGCGGUCAAUGCUCCAGCUCCAUCCGCUCCUAAUCUCGACGAUAUAAACCUCGAGGAGCCUCACCCAUCGAAUUCUGGACCAGUUUUAGUAGCGCCAGAACUGGGAGAAGUAGGAAACGUUGCCGGACCGUCGCGAUUUCGCGAGCCUUUCCGGCCUAGUGCACGUAACGUUUUCUCUUCAUUUUACAACUCCAAUAACGUCUUGGUAAACCACGUUAUGCGGAAUGCGACCGAACAGCGUAAUGACCAUCAACUUCGAGGCCAACCGCUGUUAGAUGAUGAAGAUGCCCCGUACGAAGACUUUAGAACGAGGCGCGAAAUACGCGUCUACGAUGGUGGCGUCCAGAGCGCUGUAUUUCCACAUCGACGUGGAAAUAUUAUGGCUAUUUUGAACCAGUCUGGCUAUACUUUCAACCCGCAGAUUCAGCGCGAGCUUCGUCACGAGUAUACUUUGCAUAGUCAGCAAAUGUACUCCUCAGUUUACACGAGCUGGUCACCGGACGACCGCCGUCCAACCACCCAUAUUUUCCUGAACGGAUGGUGGGUGAUUGGCGACGGUCUUGCUCACGGUGUUGCGAGAGAACCGCUGAGACGAGAUCCAACGUUGAAAAGUCGCUGGGACCGUAGCCGCUUCGCAGGAAGUUUUCUUUCGGCCAAACGCCUUCGCCAUAACAUUCAACAGCAUGCUCGUAACAUACCUCGAUUCUGCGUAGUGGCCAUGGGUGGACACGACCUAACGCUUGAGUCCGAGCACACGGCCAGAAUAAACACGUCAGCGUUGAUUCAAUUUUUGUUAGACCAGCGCGUGGAGCGAAUUCUCAUCCUCCCGAUAAUCAUUGCUGACCGACGACCAGAUGCGGAGACUCGUCGAUCUUACCGCGAAUGGCAGCGAGGAAUUUUACCUCAAUUAGACAGAUCUCGCGUUACCUAUCUGCAAUUUUUGGAAGAAACAGUAGAUCGCGUCCAGCCUUACCAUGCUGACCUCGCAGGCAUCAUAUAUGCGCAUCCGUUCGUGCACUUUGAUAUUAUUUACCGUUUGGCUCAUAUGUUGCGUUAUUUCGAUUAAUUCUAUACCCGUCAUUUGCGUAAAUCUUUCGUUUUCUGUUUUUUCGUUGUUUGAAUUUGUGAAUUUUGUUAUUUUUUCUAUUAUUUCUAAGUUUACGACGAAGACAUGGCGAUUCGGCUGAGUAUUCGAUGUUACCUCCUUGUCAAAGCCUGUUAUUUUCGAUAUCAUCUUUAUUCUUUUUACAUGUCUUCGUGUAUUAUCUACUUUGGAUUUUUUAGUCGCAUUUUUCUUACUAACAGGUAUUUACGAAACUACCAGUUUAUAUUAGUUCUAUUAAUUCUAAGUUCGUUGAUUUUUGAGUUUUGAAUUACCUAUUCAAAUAUUAUUUCUACUUGUUCUAUGUUAUAUUGAUUCUAUUAUUAUUGAGAUUUGAAUAGCUGUGAGUUAUGUUCCUUUU